UAUCGAUCUUGCGUGAAGACGAUAUUAAACUCUUUAUCAUUAAUAAAUAAAUAAAUAAAAUAAAAAUUAACGAGGCGCGUUUAUAUAAGGUUAAAUGCGUCAUUUCAUCAGCUUUAGUGGUUUGAGCACUAAACAGGGGUUUAAUGUAAAACCUCACCUUUUCAGACCUCCACUCCAACAAUGGCGAUUCAUCAAUGGCGUCGUACACUACCUUCUCGCUUCCACCUUACUCGUCUCCUCUCCUCUUCAACAACAACAACAACUUCAUCUUCAUCUUCCUCGCAUCGCCGCCGCGUCUUCGUAACCGGGUUAGGCAUGGUAACGCCUCUUGGUUGUGGAGUUGGAACAACUUGGAAGAGAUUAAUUGAAGGUGAUUGCGGAAUUCGAGCAUUAACUAUUAAGGAUCUUAGGUUGGAUAAUUUCGAUGUCGAAACGCAGAAUCAUGUUUUUGAUCAAUUAUCGUCUAAAGUUGCUGCUGUUGUUCCUUCUGGAACUGAUUCUGGCCAAUUCAACGACCUCUUUUGGUUCAAGGAGCACAGGUCAAUUUCGAGGUUUAUAGGAUAUGCACUAUGUGCUGCAGAUGAGGCCCUAAAAGAUGCAAAUUGGAUUCCGACGAAACAGGAUGAGAAAGAAAGAACUGGAGUAUCCAUCGGUGGUGGUAUUGGUAGCAUGAGUGAUAUUGUUGAUGCUGCUCAGCUGAUUUGUGAAAAGCGUCUUCGACGUCUCAGUCCAUUCUUUGUUCCUAGGAUAUUAAUCAAUAUGGCUUCAGGUCAUGUGAGCAUGAAGUAUGGAUUCCAGGGACCAAACCAUGCUGCAGUGACAGCUUGUGCAACUGGGGCGCAUUCCAUUGGAGAUGCUGCUCGUAUGAUUCUAUUUGGAGAUGCAGAUGUCAUGGUGGCUGGAGGAACAGAGGCCAGCAUAGAUGCCUUAUCCAUUGCAGGUUUUUGCAGGUUGAAAGCUUUGUCCACAAAGUACAAUUCUUCCCCUUGCGAAGCUUCUCGGCCUUUUGAUGUUGAACGUGAUGGAUUUGUAAUCGGUGAAGGUUGUGGUGUUGUAGUAUUGGAAGAACUUGAACAUGCUAAGGAACGCGGUGCAAAAAUUUAUGCGGAGCUUUGUGGCUAUGGGAUGUCAGGUGAUGCGUAUCACAUAACUCAACCUCAUAAUGAUGGAAGAGGUGCCAUCCUGGCUAUGACAAGUGCUUUAAAACAGUCAGGUCUUCAUUCUAACCAAGUGGAUUAUGUGAAUGCUCAUGCUACAUCAACACCUUUAGGUGAUGCCAUAGAAGCUGCUGCACUCAAAGUAACAUUUGGUGAGCAUGCAAAGUCUGGUGCUUUAGCAUUCUCUUCUACAAAGGGUGCAAUUGGACACCUUUUAGGCGCAGCCGGAGCUGUGGAGGCUAUAUUCAGUGUCUUGGCUAUUCAUCAUGGAGUUGCGCCAUUGACUCUCAAUCUUUCCCAGCCAGACCUCGUAUUUUCUGAUGCCUUCAUGCCAUUGACUGCAUCAAAACAAAUGAAUAUUACUGCAGCUAUGUCAAAUUCAUUUGGCUUUGGAGGAACAAAUACAUCUUUGUUGUUUACCAAAGUGUCUUGAGAAUUUGACAAUGCUUUUCAAGUUACAGUUUUCUUGUUUUGGAUUACAACCUCAUGUCAGGAGUGGUUAAUCUUGUAUCGUUUAGAAAGUUUUGAAAAUUGAGAUGUAGCUUAAGAACAAUACUGGCAUGUUGUAAUUGUAUACUGUAUAUUUCAGUAAGUUUAUUUUCUUCACUUUGUUUUUA
Chenopodium quinoa (quinoa) is the source of this 1774-nucleotide messenger RNA. RefSeq names its product 3-oxoacyl-[acyl-carrier-protein] synthase, mitochondrial-like. The transcript has 14 exons. The record is from RefSeq and is a predicted model, not a curated record. Lineage: Eukaryota; Viridiplantae; Streptophyta; Magnoliopsida; Caryophyllales; Amaranthaceae. Bases 181 to 1590 code for a protein of 469 amino acids. Gene Ontology annotation, molecular function: 3-oxoacyl-[acyl-carrier-protein] synthase activity. Gene Ontology annotation, biological process: fatty acid biosynthetic process.